This is a messenger RNA of Exserohilum turcica Et28A, 822 nucleotides long. RefSeq lists its product as uncharacterized. The coding region runs from base 1 to 822 and encodes 273 amino acids. Lineage: Eukaryota; Fungi; Ascomycota; Dothideomycetes; Pleosporales; Pleosporaceae. The record is from RefSeq and is a predicted model, not a curated record. The transcript has 3 exons.
AUGUUCACCACUUCGAGCAAGACAAUCUGGACUGUCACGGCUGUCACUGUGGUGCUUGCUAUUGCUCUCGCUACCGCAACGUUCUGGAUCCUGUUCUCACAACAGACCGCUACAACAGGUCUGUUUACCCUGAACUUCAACCUUACCAAGUCGCCUCUGUCAGCCUCCUUACAGCGCGACCUACUAAAAGACAUAAAACGUGGGGCUGGGAAGAUCCUAGACGUCGCAGCCACAAAGACUUCCGAUGCUAUGGCUGACACGCAGAGCUCAGCGAGCUCAGCAGCGACUUCUCUGCCCCAGAUCGAAGAUUACGUCCCGCUCAAUUGCUCUUUCGGCAUGAUCCGUUUUUGCGUUGGGUUUAAACAGGGUCGGUCCUGCAGUAGCUCGCGACUGACUGUCUCGGCAUUGGUACUGAACAAGGUCCAGGACCUACCAGGUCCGCUCAAAGAUGUCAUCCAAGCGCGUGUAGAAGUUCUUUCCUCACUGCCAAGCAGCCUCGACAGCCUACCUACAGCGGUGAUUGGCUGCUUGCUUACGGGGUCUCUGUCGUUCAUCACUCUGCUGCUGCUAUCUUGCUGUGUUGCAUAUGGGCAUUCCACCCAUCUUGCGAGUAUCAUUCAAAAGAUUGGCACCACGAAGCAGAUGAUGGUUCAUUUCGGCAUAGGACUUGCCUGUUGCGUGCCCUAUGUUGUGCUCGUUGCCGUGCAGCAUAACGUCACCAAGGCUCUCGAACAGCUGCCAGCUUGGGUAGAGAUAAAGCACAAGACGCAGUGCGUAACAGGAGAACUUGUUGCAAAGUCGGUCAGUGUUCGCUGCCUGUGA